GUGCUCGCGAACGUCUUCUACGAGCCGUCGACGCGCACGUCCUGCUCCUUCCAGGCCGCCAUGCUGCGCCUCGGCGGGUCCGUCAUCUGCGUCGCGGAGUCGACGAGCAGCGCGAAGAAGGGCGAGACGCUCGAGGACACGGCGCGAUCCCUCGGCUGCUACGCGGACGUCGUCGUGCUGCGCCACCCGGAGGCCGGCGCGGCGGCCCGCGCCGCGGGCGCGCUGCCGCCGGGCCUGCCGCUCCUCAACGCCGGCGACGGCGUCGGCGAGCACCCGACGCAGGCCGUGCUCGACCUCUACACGCUCUGCCGCGAGCUGAGCCCGGCCGGCGCGCCGGCGCUCCCGCCGCGCGCCUGCCUCAAGGGCAAGACCGUCGUCCUCGUCGGGGACCUCAAGCACGGCCGCACGGUCCACUCGCUCGCCAAGAUGCUCGCCGCGUUCGACGUCGCGCUCGUCUUCGUCGCGCCGCCCGAGCUGGCCAUGCCCGCGGGCGUCGCCGCCGCCGUCGACGCGGGCACCGCGACGCGGGCCGAGGCGCCGAGCCUCGCGGCCGCGCUCGUCGACGCGGACGCGCUCUACGUGACGCGCGUCCAGAAGGAGCGGUUCCCGGACGCCGCGGCCUACGAGGCGGUCCGGGGCUCCUACGUCGUCGACGCGCAGCUCAUGAAAACCGCGAAGCCGUCCUGCGCCGUGCUCCACCCGCUGCCCCGCGUCGACGAGAUCAGCGCGGACUUCGACUCCGACCCGCGCGCGGCCUACUUCCGCCAGAUGCGGAACGGGCUCUUCGCGCGCAUGGCCCUCCUCGACCUCGUCCUC
Molecule: messenger RNA, 816 nt
Organism: Aureococcus anophagefferens
Lineage: Eukaryota; Pelagophyceae; Pelagomonadales; Pelagomonadaceae
Exons: 1
Biological process (GO): amino acid metabolic process; 'de novo' pyrimidine nucleobase biosynthetic process
Molecular function (GO): aspartate carbamoyltransferase activity; amino acid binding
Source: RefSeq, a predicted model, not a curated record